AUGUCUGCAUUUCUUACCACUGUAUCAAAGCGAUCUAUGCCUGCUAUCCGUUCUCUUCAGCGAGCAUCAUUAUCCACUCUUUCACAAUCAGAGCGCACAUCCCUUUUGCAACCCCUCUUAUCCUCAGGAUGGGCAAUGACCGAAGGACGUGACGCGAUCCACAAGAAAUACGAGUUUAAGGACUUUAAUCAAGCAUUUGGCUUUAUGACCCGCGUAGCUAUCAAAGCUGACAAGAUGGAUCAUCAUCCAGAAUGGUUCAAUGUGUACAAUCGCGUCGAGGUCACCUUAUCAACACACGACUGCCAGGGCCUUUCUACACGUGAUAUUGAGCUAGCCAAGUUUUGCGACAACGUCAAGCAAUAA
Messenger RNA from Lichtheimia ornata, 363 nucleotides. RefSeq lists its product as uncharacterized. NCBI's taxonomy places the organism in Eukaryota, Fungi, Mucoromycota, Mucoromycetes, Mucorales, Lichtheimiaceae. Bases 1 to 363 code for a protein of 120 amino acids. The transcript has 2 exons. The record is from RefSeq and is a predicted model, not a curated record. Gene Ontology annotation, molecular function: 4-alpha-hydroxytetrahydrobiopterin dehydratase activity. Gene Ontology annotation, biological process: tetrahydrobiopterin biosynthetic process.